This is a messenger RNA of Alligator mississippiensis (American alligator), 1345 nucleotides long. It is a transcript of the gene AGRP, whose product is annotated as agouti related neuropeptide. The record is from RefSeq and is a predicted model, not a curated record. Gene Ontology annotation, biological process: adult feeding behavior; neuropeptide signaling pathway; positive regulation of feeding behavior. The transcript is spliced from 4 exons. Gene Ontology annotation, cellular component: extracellular region. The coding region runs from base 753 to 1214 and encodes 153 amino acids. Gene Ontology annotation, molecular function: type 1 melanocortin receptor binding; neuropeptide hormone activity. Lineage: Eukaryota; Metazoa; Chordata; Crocodylia; Alligatoridae.
CUUUCCUGUCUCAGGAGCUUCUGGGGAGAAGUUGGCCAGGCCCUUAACUGCUUCUGGCUACUAUUAGCUGCUGGCUUGGUCUCAAAGCUUUUGGAGUAAAUUGGCCACACCCCUUCCUGCUUUGGGCAGCUGCUGCUCCUGUUUGCUACCCCCUCCCUGGGGGGGGUCCUCUGCUGCACGCUGCUGCCCCCCUCAGAGAGGGGCCCACUGCACUGCACUGCACCCCAGCUUCUGCACCCCUGUUCUGGCCUGCUGCCCAGCCCUCUGUCAAGCCGUGGUUGGGGGACAGCCUGGGGAGGGGGCCUGUGGGCCCCUCCCCUACCAUCACUGCCAGAGCCUAGAGGAACCUUGCCUGCCCAGCUGCCUUGGCAGGACACCCCCACCUUCACCUCCACUUUCACCAGGAGCACACCCUGAGUGACUGAACUGAAUGGCUCCUACCAUCACUGCUGCUGCUGCCCCCUCUCAGAAAGAGGGAGAUUCCCUGCUGCACCACCUGACACCACACCUGCCCUGGAUCACGUCCUACUUGACUGACUGCUUCUACCCUCCCCAACAGCUACCUCACUGCGUCUGAUCCUGAUUUGUCUUCCUGCCUAUUCCUCUGCUGCUGAGUGACUGGCUGGAGGCCUGAGGGGCUACUGGACAGAUCUUCCACAAACAAACCCCCUCCACUGCUCCAGCCAUCUUUUACACCUGCCUCAGCAGCCUUCCAUGUGUGUGUUUUGCCCUUGUGUGGUUCCCUGGGGAUCAUGCUGAACGUGCUGCUGCUGUGCUGGGGGUUGCUACAGGGAAUCCAGGCCGUCCUCACCUCUGACCUCAACAGCAACCACCUGCAGGAGAUGAGCUCCAGUGUGAAUGGGGGAGGCAGAUCUGGUUACACGAGCCUUCUGCACAAAGUCAAGGAGGCACCUGUAGAGCGUUCAGGAACUUUACCCAGGCUUGAGUUUGACAGGAUGGAUGUGGAGCUCCAUACUGCUGAUGAGGAUCUUGUACAGAAAGACACUGUACUGGAGCCACAGGUGUUGUCUGCAGUACUGGAAGCUCAGGACCGUGAGGAGCGCUCUCCCCGCAGAUGUGUCCGCCUGCUGGAAUCCUGCCUUGGGCAUCAGCUGCCCUGCUGUGAUCCAUGUGCCACCUGCUACUGCCGCUUCUUCAAUGCCUUCUGCUACUGCAGGAAAAUCAGUGCCAAUUUCCCCUGUGGCAAGAACUAGCUUUGGCUCUGGAGGGAUUUCUUUCCCCUCCACCUUCUUUCUUUCACCCCUUGGGUUAAUAACUGGCGUGUCCAUGUGUGCCUCUAUGUUUUUUAGUUCCAAUAAAACAACUAUUAGCAAAUUUAUCAUUA